This is a messenger RNA of Aureobasidium subglaciale EXF-2481, 1100 nucleotides long. RefSeq lists its product as uncharacterized. The transcript has a single exon. The record is from RefSeq and is a predicted model, not a curated record. Lineage: Eukaryota; Fungi; Ascomycota; Dothideomycetes; Dothideales; Saccotheciaceae. The coding region runs from base 229 to 810 and encodes 193 amino acids.
CCCUCUAUUAGGAGAGGCUGUUGUUCGGUUUGGGAUUCUCGUUUCUGUCUUUAGAUAUCCGGCACUUUUGGAGCCUCCUGCUUUGUUUGUUUUGGUACACAACAUAUUAUAUUUGAAAUAAGAAAAACAUGACUAAAACUUUCUUCGACUUCAUUCUCCCGCGGUGACGCUCUCGGAGUUUAGAAGCUCUUGUUCUCCUCGGUCUUUGUUCUUUUUUUUUUUUUAGACAUGGCUACCGGUUGCUCAAAAACCACGUUGUUUUUGUUCAGCGGUCUUGUGCUGAAUUCUAUUCUUGGGAUGGAUAAGUGUGAUUGCAUGCAAUGCUUUGCAUACAGUUGUACUAAUAUCUGCCGCUACUGGAUUGGGCGAAAGACAUCAAUAUUCAUGCACAUCUCCCUUGUCGGCUCAAGACUCCCAGAGCACACCUCGUCCGUUCAAAGAUACGUAUAUCUGGGCUGCUGUGCUGUCAAGGUCCUUUUUGCGUUCCGCUGCUGUCUUAAGAGAGGCCACCUGACGCGUGUAGUCAGCGAAGGCUUCGUCCGCCCUCUCGAUCAAGAACUCUUCGUAUGGAGUCAGGGGCUCAACCUCGGACUCUGGAUCGUCCUGUUGCCGUUUGAUCAAAGCCCUCUUGUUUGGCACGUGCUUCCUUUUCUCUCUCCAAGAGUACCUCCAUCAAUUCCCAUUCCAUGCUCACCCACCAAGACCGGGGAUCAUCGUGGCGCAUUCUUCUUCGUCUUCGUCAGAGGUUUUGGGGAUGGCUCGGAGCCAGAGCCCUCCCAUUGGAAGAGAAGGGUUGAUGGACAUGUUUGACUAAGACGACUUCCUUUCGUAGGGUCGGAGGGAAUCUGAUGAAGGAGGAGACAACGCUGAUAUUCGCGUAUAAUCUGAUAGAGCAGAAAUCCUAUGAUGAAAGAAGUGUGAAAAGUAGCUGUUCAGGCUGAGUCAAGAUGUGAGGCAGCCGAGCCACGUGCGAGAGACAUGGAAAUCAGGCAGUCGCGGUCAGUCCGAAUGUCACAAUCUCGCAUCUUGUUCACCUUGCGCCUUCCAUUGUGACUGGAACAAACCAUCACGUGGAAGCAUGUAGAUCACGUCCAUCAGUC